Messenger RNA from Striga asiatica, 940 nucleotides. The record is from the annotation of a GenBank genome assembly. NCBI's taxonomy places the organism in Eukaryota, Viridiplantae, Streptophyta, Magnoliopsida, Lamiales, Orobanchaceae.
UAUAAUAAAACAAUCAAAAAAACCCCGAGACUUUCACAUACAAAACACGCAAGAAUCUCUCAACCGUAGCUUCAACAUUUGAAUCUCACAAUCCCUUUCAAUCUAGAAAACACUAGCCACAAGACAACACUCAUGGAGGCAGCCAGAGCCACCGGAAUCCGCCUGAUUGUGGUGGCUCUGCUCAUCUCUGCGGCCGCCGCGACCGGCGGCGCUUACACCAACCACACCGUUGGCGGGGCCGCCGGUUGGCUUUUCAACUCCGCCACGAACGAGACUUCAGCUGACUAUAGAGCUUGGGCUGCUAACCAGACUUUCAAUCUUGGGGACUAUCUCAUUUUCAACACCAACACGAACCACACCGUAAUCCAAACCUACAACAAGACCACAUUCGAAAGUUGCUUGAUAGACGAUGCUUUGGACUCCGACACUUUCCAAUACUCGGGCGGCCACGAUGAAUUCGGGAACUUGACCACAAUAGCCGUGCCUUUGACUAUUGAAGGCACUCAAUACUACUUCUCGGAUGCCGAGGAUGGGGAGGAGUGUCUUCACGGAAUGGCCUUCGAGAUCACGGUGGCCCACGGGCUCGGUCUUCCACCGAGCCUCAACCAGCCGCCGCCUCCGGCGUACGUGCCGCCGCCGGAGACGGCUGAGGAGGGCCAAUCGCCGCCAGUCACGGUGGUGGCUGGCCGGCCGGCCGGUGGGGUGAGGGGUUGUGCUGAGGUCAGCUUUCUUGGGUUGGUUUUGGGGGUGGUUGGUGUGAGCUGGUUGUUGGCAUGAGGGGAAGAGGGUAUAUUUGUCAAUUUAUAAGAUUGAGANGUAGAAUUUUGGGAGAGAAUUUUUGUGUAUGCUGUUUGGGGGAGACUAACAAAAAGGGAAAAUGAUGAGUUUUCUAAUUUGAAAUAUUUAUGUUUAUUUGACCAUUUUAUAUGUUUACUAUAUA